Molecule: messenger RNA, 2302 nt
Organism: Metopolophium dirhodum (rose-grain aphid)
Lineage: Eukaryota; Metazoa; Arthropoda; Insecta; Hemiptera; Aphididae
Gene: CycB3
Product: G2/mitotic-specific cyclin-B3
Biological process (GO): regulation of cyclin-dependent protein serine/threonine kinase activity; mitotic cell cycle phase transition
Cellular component (GO): centrosome; cytoplasm; cyclin-dependent protein kinase holoenzyme complex
Molecular function (GO): cyclin-dependent protein serine/threonine kinase regulator activity
Source: RefSeq, a predicted model, not a curated record
AUGCCACCAAUCACUCGACAUCAACUAAAAAAAACCGGUUUGAAAACUGAACCUUAUUCCAAAGAGAACCGUCCAUUAGAUAGAAGAGCUGCUUUGUUAGAUCUUGUAUCAAAUAAUGUAACUGGUGUUAAAACAAGUUCUCAAACGACUAAACCAUUAGAAGUUGUCAAAAAUGAUGAUUCUACUAAGACAGAAAAUACAUGUAAGAUUACCCAACAAAAAAAAGAUAUUUCUCAACCUAUUGUUAUUAAAAAACCAGAGACCCGAUCAAGUGCAAAAGAAGCUGCACGUUUAUCUUUAAAUAGUUCAGAUGAUAGUAAUUUAUACAAAUCAACUCUUGAAGAAACAGCAGUUUCGAGACAUUCUGCAAAAUCUGAUGAACUAUAUACAACUGCUGUUGAUAGCACACACCGUUCCUCUCUUGAAAACAACCAAUCAGAUUUGUACCACUCUGCUGCACAAGAAUUGAGUGUCAUCAGUAAUGCAGAAGAAAUAUUUGAAAUAGAUCAGGCCAGUUGGAAUAAUUUCAUGUAUGUGGGUUGUUAUGCAAGAGAUAUUAUAAAAUACCUUAAACAAAGAGAAGAUAACUUUACUGUUACUGAUUAUAUUAGUAAUCAACCUGAAUUAACUGCAAAACAUCGAGCAAUUGUUGUUAACUGGUUAGUGAGCUUACAAGAAAUGUAUGGAUUAAAUCACGAAGUAUUGUAUAUGGCUGUCAAACUAAUUGAUUUGUAUUUAAUGAAAAAUGAAACGUUACAAAAUAAAUUUCAACUUUUAGCCUCUGGAGCAUUAUUGUUAGCUACUAAAAUUGAUGAGAGAGGGGAGCCUGGUUUCCCUUACGACCUAGUCAAACAUAGCAAGUAUAUUUAUACAGAAGAUGAAUUGUUUGUUACCGAAAAAGAAUUAUUUAGAGCUUUAAAGUAUGAAAUCAAUGUUCCUCUGUCUUAUGUAUUUUUAAGGCGCUAUGCCCGUUGCAUGAAAUGCCAAAUGAUUUUAUUAACAUUAGCAAGAUAUAUAUUGGAAUGCAGUUUGUUAGAUUAUAAAUUUGUGACUUUAAAAGAUUCACAGAAAGCCGCAGCAUCUUUAUAUUUGGCAUUUAAAAUGUGUAAUAAAGUGAUAGAAACAAAAGAAUUUUUCAAAUAUACAGAUUAUCGAGUAACAGAAAUUAAAGAAACAGUAAUUGAAUUAAACAACAUGUUGCAUACUCAAAGUUCAAAUCUGUCUGCUGUUAAACAAAAAUAUUCGCAUGAGACUUUUUUCAAAGUUGCUAAUAAGUCAUUAUUAAGCAAUUCCAAACUUACUUUUGACUAAACCAGGAAUAUUCAGCGUAUUUGGAAAUAAAAUGCAUUUUUGUUUAGUGAUCUACUGAUAUUAUCAUUGGUUUUUUUUACUUUAUUCUUCUAAUAAGGUUUUUUUAGACGGGUUCACUUAUUCAACAAAUUACACAUAUUAUAUAAAACAUACAAUGUAUAUUAUCCAUUUAAAAAUGUUUUGUAGUUAAUCACUUUAGUAAUUACUUAAACAUUGAAAAAUAUCGUUAAUUUAUAUUUAUAAUUUAGUGUCUUAAAAUUUUAGAACGUAUAUUGAAUAUGUACUUCUAUAUUAUACGUAUUACAUUUUUUUCUUUUGUAUCAGACUGUUGUGCUGAUUAAUAAUAAAUGUUUUAUUUUUAUCAUAUUGAUAAUGUUAGAGGCUGAUGUUAACGAAAUUAACUAUAAUUUGUAUUGCCUUCCAUCCCACUCCAAAGUUUUAGAAAAUAAUAAGAAAAUUCUAUGUAAUGUUUAAUGAUAGGUUUUUAGUAUGUAUUUUUUUUUUCAAUGUAUUGUAAAGAACUAUAUUUUAUAAAACUGGUUGUAUUAAAUUGAAUUCUUUUUUUCAAUGUUAUAUUUUUGGGUAUUAUCUAACUUAUCUUGUAUGUUGUUAAACUUAAUUUUAAUAAUAAAAAAUGCAGACAGUUAUAUUAGUUUCAAUUUAUUUUAGUUAUAUGUAAUUUGGGAGUGGAUUUUUAUUAAAACAAUUAAUAUUUAUUAGAAUGAUAUUUAAAUCUAAUAAGAAAUGUGCAAAAUUUAAAUCAAUCUUGUUAAAAUUAUACCAAAUUUAUUUUAUGUAUUUUUAACAUUUUUAGUUUUUUUUUUGCAUAAUAGAUAUUUAAAAGUUUAUAUUUUUUUGUUUUCACAUUGCUCUGUUUUCCUGCUAUAAAAAUGAUGUCAACCUCACAGGGUAAUGUGUACUAUACUAUUAAGUAGGCUACAGCAAGGGUCUUCAACUCGUGGUCUUUAAGUGAAUUAUGAGUAUAUUUAAA